AUGGACUUUCCAUUGAGAAUUUUUGGGUACUUGCUCUAUUAUGUUAGGGCAGGGGAAUCCAAAUUAGCAAUUAAUCAAGAUGAAUUCAAAACUUUGCCGAGAAUCGUAGAUGUCAGCAGUCCGCAGUUUGAAGAUCAAGGUCCGAUGCCCUUUGAGACAACCUUAUACGAUGCAAACAAGUCACCUUCUUUAACUUUAAAGCUCAAUAAAGAUGCUCCCGCUACAGGUGUCAAAUCAUUGAUGCUCAUGAUACAGGAUUCCGAUGUUCCAAUUCGUAAGCCUGCUACUCAUGCUUUUGUUUAUGAUAUUGACCCCACUAAUGCCACAUUCAAGUUUGGAGAACUUAAUUAUGAUGCUGAUCAGAAGAAGUUUAAAUUUGGUGGCGGUAUCCUUGGAAUACAGGGAUACUUUGGUCCUAGGCCCCCUCCAAGCCAUGGCCCCCAUAAAUAUACUUUUCAGGUGUUUGCUUUGAAUGCCACUGCAACUGAGAAGUUGAAUAGUUUUAAGUCUAAGGUUUCUUGGGGCAAUGCGUUGGAAGCAGUCAAAGGUAAUGUCGUUGGUAUAGGUAGUCUAGUAGGUAUUUACGAGACACCAUAG
Molecule: messenger RNA, 597 nt
Organism: Priceomyces carsonii
Lineage: Eukaryota; Fungi; Ascomycota; Pichiomycetes; Serinales; Debaryomycetaceae
Product: YbhB/YbcL family Raf kinase inhibitor-like protein
Exons: 1
Coding region: 1-597 (198 amino acids)
Source: RefSeq, a predicted model, not a curated record